Messenger RNA from Drosophila miranda, 1369 nucleotides. RefSeq lists its product as uncharacterized. The record is from RefSeq and is a predicted model, not a curated record. Lineage: Eukaryota; Metazoa; Arthropoda; Insecta; Diptera; Drosophilidae. Bases 826 to 1137 code for a protein of 103 amino acids. The transcript has 2 exons.
CGGAAUAAAGAAUUGAGCAAUUGGAACGAUACUCGUUUGUUUAUGCUACUGUUGUAUGCGCAAAAGUGCCUUGUGCGUCUGCCUACAGUGGCUUCGAAUGACAGUAAGCCCUGAUGUUACAGGGCACUCCCCAAAAACAGCCGCUGCUCCACGGCUAUUCCGUGCUUUCCACAUUCUUUGCAUUUACAGUUAAAGUCGAGCCAGAGAGUCUGCAGUUGCGAUGCCGAAACGACCAGCGACGCACUUUGUGUGGCCCACUACUCCCUGCCUCAGCCCCCAGAAGACGAAUUUCAUAGGAAAACAAUUGAAAGAGGAAGAAGAAGAACAGACCCAGCUGUUCGUCUGAAAACGGCAUCUGGACAGCGACUUCAGGAUUCUGCCGUGGGGAAUGGGGCCUGCUCCACCUCUGCCUGUACCGAUCCCGCGAGCCCCCUGCGUGGUACCUGCCGCCUUCCUGCUGUUCUCGCGCCAGGAGCACAUUGGGCCGCAUCUCGACCGAAUACAGCGAGGGGAACGGAACCACGACAACGAGCGGAUACCCUUCAAGGAUGUUGGCGAUGCGCACGCCCUAAACGUGUCGGUGGCGGAGCGGUGCAUCUACUGGACUGACCAGCAACAUCUACUGGUCCGAUACGGAGGCAAGUCUUAUCGUGGUCGCCCGCCUGGAUGGCAGGAGGUGGAAGAAGCCGCGUUCCCUAGUCCUCGAGCAGCGUCGCGGGUACAUGUACAUGGACAGAGUCACCUAGGACUCCAUACGCCGCGCCACGAUGGACGAAUCCGAGCUAUAAUCAUGGCCGGGAGCUCAGAUUCGAUUGGAGACAACGAAUGGAUGGCGACAAUUACUGGUUGGCAGUUAGGACUACGUGUACUAGAAAGACUGGAGCACCGGGAACAUUGAUCAAGACUGGCCAGAGCCGCAGCCUCGCCAAAAACGUGCCCUGCAUCCUCCCUAGCUCCACCAGACUGCCCGAACGUGCCGCUGCCGGUGUCCGGCAAGAAUAUCCGUGCCCAGCUUCCUGGAUGAACUCGCAGAAGCCUCGCAACAUUGCCGUGCAUGCCAUGAAGGCGAGGCGUCUGCUUUUCUUGACAGAUGUCGGUAGCCAUCAGGCCACAAAUUCACAGGAAAACCGAGCCUAAUCGCCGCCCAGACCAAGGCGGGAAAAAAUAACCUAGGGAAAAGGAUAUUAUAUAAUUGCGGAAAUGUUUAUCAUCCCAGGCUCGAAUUAAUGCAGAAACUAUUCAGUUUCUGUUUUAAAGAAAUUUUAACGAUAUUUUGCAAUUAGUGGUCUUCUUAUAGAGACCAAGAAUGAGUUUCGGGAUCAGGAUAUAUAUACAGGAAACUAAUCAAAUGCAUGAAUAUGUCUAAAAC